ACGUCCCCCCCUACAUUCCCGAUAAAGACAUCCAAGAUCACCUGGCUAAGUUGGGCACGCUGACUUCCAACCUUCAGCGUGUGCCUCUGGGCCUCAAAAAUCCUGCCUUGAGGCAUGUCUUGUCUUUUAGAAGGCAGGUCUACAUGCUGGUGCCCAAUGGGCAGCUUGAAGAGGGCUCCUUUGUGGUCAUGAAUGGAGGAAGGGCCCAUAGGCUGUUUUACUGCAAGGACGUGCUAAAAUGCAACCUAUGCAAAGCAGAGGGGCAUGUUAAAAACACUGCCCGAUGACAGCAAAUGCCCAAUCUACCAGCGAGACAACGGUGGAAAAGGGUGAUAAAGAGGCACACCCAACAAGUGACUCAGGAGAGGGUCCCUCACCACGGAGAUCACACGAGGUGGUGGUAGACCCUGCUCCAACCCCAGCUACUGCCAUGGAGACCGAGGCUCAGCCAGCCACCCAGCCGUCAUCGGCAGCCGGACCUCUGAAGAGGAAAUUUACGGAGGACUCGGCUUCAUUAUCUCCGGAGACCAGUGGGGAUGAGGUCAGUCCCUUUAAAGAUCUCCCAGAGUUGGAGUCGGACAUCGCACCGACGCCUGAGGGAGAUGCGGAGAGCACUGGUGGCAAGGACGAGGUCUUCACCAUCCCAGAUGCCCCUAGAAGUGGGACACGCAGAGGGAAGAAGCCCCGUGCAAGAACCAAGCUCAAGCGCAGGACGCCUGAUGAAAAUCAGGAGCCUGAGAUGGAAGUGAGGGAAACCGCAAUCUGCGAAGUGGCGAAGGACACAAAUGAAGAGGGUCGCACUUCAGACCUCGACGACGUGCCCAGCGAGGGGGCCGAGGGCUCCCAGGAAACGCGAGCAGCCAAGAGCACGGAGGAGCCCACACAGGACCCCGGCAAGGCAGCAGCGGGGACCAGGAAGAAGAAUGAAGCAGCAGCACAGGAGGAUAAAGGCAAGCCGUUUGCAUGCGACCUUUGCAGGAAGCGGUACAAGAACCGCCCUGGGCCGGACUGUCAUUACACGCACAGCCGCUUAGUGGAUGAGGAGGGCGAGGACAAGGACUCGUGGCCCGCUACACCUGUCACGCGCCGCUCGGAGGACCUCAAAGCCAAAAAAGGUCCUGAUGGGCUGGCAAACCCUAGCAACUACUGCGAUUUGGAGAACAAGGAGACGGGACAACCGGAAGAAUUGGUUUCCUGCUCCGAUUGUGGAAUUUCUGCACACCCGUUCUGUUUGGAGUACACUUCAAACAUGAGCACCGCCAUCAAGACUUACCGUUGGCAGUGCAUUGAAUGCAAGUGCUGCAACAUUUGCGGCGCAUAUGAGAAUGACGACCAGCUGCUGUUUUGCAAUGACUGCGACCGUGUUUAUCACAUGUACUGUCUCAGCCCUGCCAUGUCUGAGUACCCAGGGGAAGGCUGGAGUUACCGCCUUUGCCUGGACUUACUCAAAGUAAAGGCAUCUAAACCAACCAGUCAUAAGAUGGGAUCCUAGAUGCCAACAUUCUUGAAUGAUAAUUCAAUUCUCAAGGGCAUACCCAAUUAUUAAACCCAAGUUUGAGCUACGGGUUGUCUCCUGUUGUAAUUGGUAUCUUUUGAGUGUAGCUGAGAACCAAGAAUGUAAUGUCCCUAAUGUAUUGUUACAGGUAGGGGUUUUGUCACCUAUAUGGAUGGGUGUUCGUGCAGCUUGACGACUGAUCCAUAGAAAUUCAGCAUGGGCAUUGUCUCUGAUUGCGCGCUCGGAGGAGGUAAACAAUGCAAUCAUUUUCUAACAUUGUAACCAUAAAUGUCUUAUUAGUGGAGUAUUUUAUAUCACAGGGGCCAAUAGAAUCUGAGUAGACCUAAUGUACAACAACCAGAUCCUAUGUAAUUUGUGUGUAUAUGCGCCAAAUUUCGAUAAGUUUGUUGAUUUUAUUUUUAUGACCAAAGGCACAGGAGUAGGGAACGCUGCACUAACCCCUUGGUAUUGUACAUUCAGUGCAUGUGGUGUUCGCGUCCAUUCUCGUGGCACAAGGCUAUCGCGGAAGAAGCAGCACUGUGCGAGCUAUACACACGCAGGAUGCUUGCGUUCGCCAGACUUUAAUUUGCAUUUGUCUGAGGUGACAUAUAUUAAUAUGAGAUUCACCGUUGCCUGGAGAAGUCUCACAAAACCAUUUAAGACUGCUGUAUCCAGAACUAGUUCCUAAACGCUGCUGAUGAAAACAUACCCCAGUUUGAUGCAGUAUGCCCCAUUUUCAAGUGAAAUGGAAAGAGUUGGUACACUCGUAAAUGUGUAACCUUUACAUAAAUAAGUGUUAAUUGUACACCUUGUGUGCAAAUUAUGAAAACACACAGGCGUUUGUGAUUCAGUCAAUACCGCAACAAUUACAUUUGGAUUUUUUUACAAUUGUUCACACUGAAAAAUGUAUGGUUUAACUUUGCAAUAUUUCAUUUAAUUACGUUUUAGUGUUGGAGUGUAAUGGUGUACUUGUGCAAGUUUUCUACACGGAACACGACUUUUUUGUAUUGAAUGCCAAACAUUGUUAAAUAAACGCUUUGAAA
Lethenteron reissneri (Far Eastern brook lamprey) is the source of this 2538-nucleotide messenger RNA. Its product is annotated as zinc finger protein ubi-d4 B-like. Lineage: Eukaryota; Metazoa; Chordata; Hyperoartia; Petromyzontiformes; Petromyzontidae. The record is from RefSeq and is a predicted model, not a curated record.